Molecule: messenger RNA, 414 nt
Organism: Musa acuminata AAA Group (dessert banana)
Lineage: Eukaryota; Viridiplantae; Streptophyta; Magnoliopsida; Zingiberales; Musaceae
Exons: 1
Coding region: 1-414 (137 amino acids)
Source: RefSeq, a predicted model, not a curated record
AUGGAAGGUGGGAGAGAGAUGGGGUUAGAUGAUUCCUUCAAGAGGCCGGGAUCCAUUCCGUUCAAGUGGGAGAUCCAACCAGGUGUUCCCAAGCACGGGGAUGACACGAUGAUCACUGCAUCGCCCAACGUAGUAACCCGAAAGCUAAGCCCUCCUCCAUCCAUGCACGCCGCCGGCACCUCCCCUUCCCCCUCGCCAUCCAGCUAUCAGGCCUUCUCCUCCCUUGGCUGCUUCCCUGCUUCUUCCAUCAGGUACAGGAACUACAAGAAGACCGCCAAGCUCUUUUCCCUGAUGCGCCGUCGCUCCAUGUCCGAUCAGUACUCCAUGCCUUCUUUCGCGUCGAUUCGGGAAGACGACGACGCCUCCGACGCCGGCAGCAGUUCGCUGGCCCUCUCAGACGCAAGCAGUGUUUGA